Molecule: messenger RNA, 1511 nt
Organism: Sphaerodactylus townsendi
Lineage: Eukaryota; Metazoa; Chordata; Lepidosauria; Squamata; Sphaerodactylidae
Gene: NSDHL
Product: NAD(P) dependent steroid dehydrogenase-like
Biological process (GO): steroid biosynthetic process
Molecular function (GO): 3-beta-hydroxy-Delta5-steroid dehydrogenase (NAD+) activity
Source: RefSeq, a predicted model, not a curated record
ACGAAGGAUGUCGUCCGUUGAUUGGAAGAGUUUCGCAACUGGGCGUGGUCUAGUAGGGAAGGUUUGGGGGAUUCUAGUCUCUACAGGUGUGCAGGAAUUUGCUGGGAUUUCUUCAUGUUAGCAGAUGUCUGGACCUAAAAAGGAAACUGAAGAGUUAUAGUGCUCAGUAGGACGGCUGCAAGGCUCCCAGUAUGGCCACACGACUGAGGCCGGCCCUUAAGAAAUGCACCGUGAUAGGUGGCUCAGGGUUCCUGGGUCAGCACCUGGUGGAACGCCUGCUGGAGAAAGGCUACUCGGUCAAUGUGUUCGAUAUCCGGAAGGGCUUUGAGAAUGACCAGGUGCAGUUCUUCUUGGGAGAUCUCUGCAGCAAAGAGGAUUUGCUUCCGGCUUUACAAGGGGUAACUGUGGUAUUUCACUGUGCAUCGCCAGCCCCUUCCAGCAACAACCGAGAGCUUUUCUACAAGGUCAAUUACUUGGGAACAAAAGCAGUCAUUGAGGCUUGCAAAGAAGCAGGUGUCCAGAAACUGGUGUUGACCAGCAGUGCCAGCGUCGUCUUUGAGGGCACUGACAUCAAGAAUGGAACUGAAGAUCUUCCGUACGCAAAGAAGCCAAUUGACUACUAUACAGAAACCAAGAUUCUGCAGGAGAAGGAAGUGCUGAGUGCCAAUGAUCCAGAGAGGAAUUUCUUCACCGCAGCUAUUCGCCCCCACGGCAUCUUUGGACCCCGGGAUCCCCAGCUGGUUCCCAUCCUUGUCCAGGCAGCUCGGAGUGGCAAGAUGAAGUUCAUGAUUGGGGAUGGAAAGAACUUGGUGGAUUUUACCUUUGUGGAAAACGUGGUUCAUGGACACAUACUGGCUGCAGAGCAACUUCAGAAAGACUCUCCCCUCUGUGGAAAGGCAUUCCACAUUACGAACGAUGAGCCCAUCCCCUUCUGGGAGUUCAUGUCUCGGAUCCUGACAGGCCUUGAGCCACUUAUGGCUCCCAAGUACCACAUCCCCUACUGGCUGGACAUUACCUGGCUUUCAGUCUUCCUCAUCCCUCUUAUUGUGUUAGACAAGGAGUCCCCUUUGUCAGCAAUCAACUCCCACUUCUGCCCCCCCCACAUGCGGGUGGCGCUUGCUGGCACGUUCCACUACUACAGCUGUGAGCGAGCCAAGAGGGACAUGGGCUACAAGCCCCUGGUCAGCCUAGAUGAAGCUGUGGUGAAGACUAUCCAGAGUUACCCGCACCUCUACCGUGCCAAGUAGCUACCAAAAGCCUAAGAGUGCAUCAACAGAAUAUCACCCCUCUGGGCUCUUGCCUUUUCCUCUGGCGCGUACUUUGGAGGCCACUAUCUGGGAUGACUUUACACCAUGAAAUGCCUCUGAUUGAUUCGCUGUGACCAGCAUCUCUCAAACCAUGAGAGGUUGGAUUGACCAACUACCAACUUUCCUUCCACGUCUACAUGUUUCCCUGCUCUAAGAGGGCGGGAAAGCACAUGGGAGGCAUGUUUUUCUUCCUAUAGUUUCCCU